Molecule: messenger RNA, 953 nt
Organism: Talaromyces proteolyticus
Lineage: Eukaryota; Fungi; Ascomycota; Eurotiomycetes; Eurotiales; Trichocomaceae
Exons: 3
Coding region: 105-659 (184 amino acids)
Source: RefSeq, a predicted model, not a curated record
GUCAGGAGAAGAUAUAUAGAGAAAAGAACCAGCGAUCGAUGCUUAUCUUGUUUCGCAUAAAUUGAGAGAUUUGGAUAUCCAAACUAAUAGCACAUUGGCACAUCAUGAGACUCGCCACGUUCGCUCCUACAAGCCUUAUUUUAGCUUCCGUCGUCAAUGCAGGUUCAGCAAACAUGAAGCGCGAUCAGGUAUGCUCUAUCACGAGCCCAGACGGCAUUAAGACGAUACACUGUCGAUCCUGUCCUCAUCUCAGCUGCAGCAUAGUGGCAAAUCUGCCUGUCGGAGAUAAGGCGAAUUUUAGCAGCUAUGCAACUGGAGAUUGCUAUGAAGGCAAUUGCACCUGGGAUUAUACUCCAGAACAUCAAUGCUUUGUGAAUGGCUACUAUACUACUAGUAACUGCAACCAUAACGACUUAGCUUUGACGGUUCUCUCAUCCACAACGUCACCAUCAAGCCAAUCUACAGGAUUACCCCAAUCAACAAGCACUUUUCUGGAUACAAGUUUUGGUCCAACAACAACGUUUAAUCCAGCGGCUACUGCAACCUCAAUGAUAACACAAACUCCUUCGGCCACGACGGGGUCCUCUAGCAAUAUUGCUAUUGAAAAAGGAAUUUGCGCUGGCCUAGGAUUUGCGGCAAUUGCCUUUUUGCUUUGCUAAUCUGGUAUUGAUAAUGAAAAGCGGAUUUUUCUGUUUAUAGCAUUCGAUAUUGCCUUGCUACGAAAUAGAUACAGGGAGAUAAGCCUCAUUUUCCCAGUUUAAACUACAACGUAUUACAUCAUAUCAUGUCUCUACUGAGUGUGCUCCACCAUAAGCAGUAUUUCAACCCCACCUUCUUGGAGAUCAAAACCAUGUAACGUGAACUGGCGACAAUUACUGAUUCAUACUGGUUCCUAGAGCCGAAUCCUUACAUUUUAUCAAGCGUCCUAUACCAGCGAUCGGCUUUUUCAGCUA